Molecule: messenger RNA, 1433 nt
Organism: Pipistrellus kuhlii (Kuhl's pipistrelle)
Lineage: Eukaryota; Metazoa; Chordata; Mammalia; Chiroptera; Vespertilionidae
Gene: DPPA2
Product: developmental pluripotency associated 2
Exons: 7
Coding region: 111-1091 (326 amino acids)
Biological process (GO): system development
Cellular component (GO): nucleus
Molecular function (GO): chromatin binding
Source: RefSeq, a predicted model, not a curated record
GAGACAUUUGCUUAUAAAAAGAAAUCGGGCUAGAAACCCUGUGGCUUAAUAGAGUCAACUACACGUUUCCUCAACCCUGCUGGCAUUGCCCUCUGAGUGGGUUCCUGGAAAUGGCAAGCGCAAGAAGCGAAAAGGAUUUCUUUCAGGAUGAAUUAGAAGAAGAAGAUGUGAUACUCACCUUGGUUCCAGUAAGCGAGGAACCUAAUGAACAUCAAAUGGAACCAAGUGUUUCUUCAACCUCAGACAGCAAUGAUAAAGUUUAUCUUCCUCAAAUGAAUGAACAAUUCAAAGGUUGCCCAAAACCAGUCCUUCCCUUGCCGACCAAAUUGCCAUCAUUUAAUAGAGUACGUCGCGAAACUUUGCAGAACUGGUGCCAACAACUGAAUUUGAGUACCAAUGGUAAGAAAAUAGAGGUUUAUCUGAGGCUCAGGGAACAUGCUUAUUUUGAAAAAAAACGAGUGAAUGGGAAGCAUGGAUGCAGUGUAAAUAGUGAUGCUGAAACACCAGAAGAGGACACAUUGCAGUCAUGUUCGGGGAAAUUGACCAAGAGAGCAAGGAGUAAGAAAAGUCCUCAGAUGAGUAAAAGAGAGGAAGAGACUCAAGCAGUUGAAAUGAUCAGUACAAUUGAAGUGGCCAAUACAGUUGAAGUGGCCAGUACAGUUGAAGUGGCCAGUACUGUUGAAGUGGCCAAUACAGUUGAAGUGACCAAUACAGUUGAAGUGAUAACUUCAGCUCGUGAGGCCAUGUUGGCAGCAUGGUCAAGAAUUGCUGCAAGAGGCUCGCUGUCUAAGGCUGCAAAUUCAUAUAAAAUUCCUAUUUCUGUGGAGAAUUUUCUGCUGCAAACAUCUGGUGUCAGGUGGUGUGUGGUCCAUGGCAAACAACUCCUGGCAGACAAGAAGGGUUGGGUUCGCCUGCAGUUCCAUGCAGGUCAGACCUGGGUGCCUGACACUCCCACGAAGAUGAUUUCUCUCUUACUUUUACCGGCCUGUUCUUUCCCAUCUCCAGAUCUAGAAGAUAACAUGUUAUGCCCUGAUUGUGUUAAGAGGAAUAAAAAGAUGAUGGAGAAAUUAGGUAAAAUGAGGAGAAGGUAACCUGCUUUGAACACUCCCAAUACAGAAGACAUGGUGGAGAGCUCACAACUAAGUUAACUUGUGUCCCAUUGAUUGUGUGCUCUGCCUUGGACACCCUCAGCAUUCCUGAUGCCUUGAGAAUGGAUGUAAAUGUUUGGACUCUGUAUUGGAGGUUUACCAAAAAAUGACUGUCACUGCUUCUUCAAGUGUUCAGCUAUGUAAAAUAUAGUUUUGUUUUAAUUAAUAGAAUUGUAAAGCAGUUUUAAGGUGUUUGGAAAAAUUGAGCAGAAAGAGUUCCCAAAUUCUGUUGUGUCACCUUCCCCCGCCCAAUUUCCCAAUUACUAUCCAACACCCUGCACCAGA